Molecule: messenger RNA, 4760 nt
Organism: Anoplopoma fimbria (sablefish)
Lineage: Eukaryota; Metazoa; Chordata; Actinopteri; Perciformes; Anoplopomatidae
Gene: tcf12
Product: transcription factor 12
Exons: 20
Coding region: 208-2307 (699 amino acids)
Biological process (GO): regulation of transcription by RNA polymerase II
Cellular component (GO): transcription regulator complex
Molecular function (GO): RNA polymerase II cis-regulatory region sequence-specific DNA binding; protein dimerization activity; DNA-binding transcription factor activity, RNA polymerase II-specific
Source: RefSeq, a predicted model, not a curated record
CUGUCAUCUUGGUGCUGAGGCUUUUUGCAAACCAAAAAUGUCUGCCUAAGGGAAACUCGUAACUGAUACAUUUAGAGGAUAUUUCACGCAGGUAUUGGCGUUUAAACCCAACAUUUGCUCUCUUGAGGCGUGUUGCAAGAAAGCGUGUCUUCACCAGAUCACCCUAGUCGGGAUUGUAAUCGGGAAAAAGGUUUCUAGAUCGCCAGGAUGAAUCCUCAGCAGCGGAUUGCCGCUCUCGGAACAGACAAGGAAUUAAGUGACCUGCUGGAUUUCAGUGCGAUGUUCUCUCCACCUGUAAGCGGAGCGAAAAACAGGCCCACCACACUCGGAAGCAGUCAGUUCACUGCAUCAGGUAUGGACGAGCGGACCAACCAAGCGUCUUGGGCCCCAGGUGGCGAGUCCAGUCCCUCCUAUGACUCCUCCCGGGGAUUUGCUGACAGCCCUCAUUACGGCGAUCAUUUGAGUGACAGUCGAUUAGUGUCCCAUGAAGGAUUGUCCCCAACACCUUUCAUGAACUCGAACAUAAUGGGUAAAUCACAGAGGGCUCCCUUUUCAAACUACGGGAGGAGUCCUGGAGCAUCUAGCGUUCAGUCUUCUUCUGUAAGGUCAAACGUAUCGUUGGCAAGUCCUAGUCCAGUGACUCCGUCAGGGAAGUCUGCAGCUCCUUUCUACUCCUUCACUGCAGCCAAUCCUAGAAGACGUCCUCUGCAAGAACCUCAGCCCAUCGAUCCUCUACAAACAAAGAAGGUUCGCAAGGUCCCUCCUGGCCUGCCUUCAUCUGUGUACGCACCAUCUCCAAACUCAGAAGACUUCAACAGAGAUUCACCUUCCUACUCUUCUCCUAAACCCUCCAGCAGUAUGUUCGCAAGCACUUUCUUUGAUGGCAACCACAGUUCGUCCGACCCUUGGAACUCGUCCAAUGGGAUCAGUCAGCCCGGCUACGGGGGAAUGCUCACCGGAUCUUCAUCUCACAUGCAACAGUCAGGAAACUACAGCAGCCUGCACUCACACGACCGUUUGAAUUACCCUGCACACUCAGUCUCUCCAGACAUCAAUGCCAGUCUUCCUCCUAUGUCCAGCUUCCACCGAAGCAACAACAGCACUUCACCAUUCGUCACCGCAGCGCACACCUCGUCCGUCAACACAGCCGAUGGGGUCAUGGCUGCUGCAAAUCGGGGGAACGCUACUGGAAGCUCACAGACUGGAGAUGCAUUGGGCAAGGCUUUAGCCUCGAUUUACUCUCCUGACCACAAUAGCAGUAGUUUUCCAUCCAACCCGUCGACACCUGUGGGUUCUCCUUCACCUCUGACAGCCACAGCAGGUGCUGCCUCAGCAGGCUCCGUGGUGACUGCUGCCGGCCCCCCGUCUGGAAGACCAGGUACCAACCAGUGGCCCCGCGCUGGUGGACAAACCCCCUCUUCCCCAAAUUAUGAGAACUCUCUUCACUCACUGUCUCGGAUGGAGGAUCGUCUGGACAGACUGGAUGAUGCAAUCCUUGUUCUGAGGAACCAUGCAGUGGGCUCCACCACCAGUCUGCCCAGCGACAUACACAGUCUGCUGGGACAAGCACAAAAUGGGCCAAUAGCAGCCCUCGGAGCAAACUUCCCUGCCUCCGCAUUGGUUCCAAGUCGGACAGCAGCGAUGGGUGGUGCCCACACUGACGAUGCUGCCAGCAUGAACAACAGCCAUGGAGGUCUAACCAGCUCCGGCUCCACAUCCAGCGCAGAUCUCAACCGCCAAUUGGAAACCUUCAGAGGUCUUGCUUCAGCCCUGGCUGGCCAGUUGCCUACUACUCUGGAGCUGAAGGUGGAGAAACAGGACAAGGAUGACAUGAAUGAUAAUCUCUCCACUGAUGACAAGUCAGAUGAUGACGGCGACAGAAGAGAUAUGAGAACACAAAGAACAGGCACACGCACGAGUUCUUUCUCCCAAAGUAUCGCUGACGACGAGGACCUUAAUCCGGAGCAGAAGGCCGAGCGUGAGCGCGAGAGGAGGAUGGCUAACAACGCCCGUGAGCGCCUAAGGGUGCGAGACAUCAACGAGGCCUUCAAGGAGCUCGGUCGCAUGUGCCAGCUGCACCUGAAAAGCGAGAAGCCCCAGACUAAACUGCUCAUCCUCCAUCAGGCUGUGGCUGUCAUACUUAACCUGGAGCAGCAAGUCCGAGAGCGGAAUUUGAACCCCAAAGCAGCCUGCCUUAAGAGAAGGGAGGAGGAGAAAGCGUCCGGGGGCUCCGGUGACACCCAACAAGCCCACACAGGGGUCCAUCCAGGCCUGACUGACACGUCCAACCCCAUGGGCCACCUCUGAGCAGCAGACAGAUCAAAGUGAUCCACAUCAUUUCUGUCCCGUUUUGAGUCGGUGACCUUGCGUCCCAGUGACAGACAGGACUCACGGUUUGUGACACCAAUCGAAGGAGACAGACCACUUGAAGCAAAACUACGAGACUUACACAAUCCAAUCCAAAAAGAUUGAAGAAGAGCCAAGCGUCCAGCUCCCUGAGACCAGUUUCCAUCUGCAAAUUUCUCCCCACCUCAAAGAAAAAACUCAGCACAUAUCACUGUCUGCAAGAAGUGUCGUUGCUUCUGAACAAUCAGAGACUUUGCAAUCUCCUCCAACCGUUUGUGGAAGUUGCCCUGUGCCUAAACUGAAUUGACAAAUGCAUUGUAACAGCAACUGUUUUUGUUUGUCUGUUUUUUUUUCCUUCUAUUUAUUAUGUUAUUGAGCUAUAAAGUGUGUGUCUAAAGGGAAAGUGGAGCAAAUUCAAAGAGAAGUAUGGUGCUUUUCAGUUUAUCUAUAGUUUGCCAGGGUCACCAUUAAAACUGAGCACUCCACCCUGGUAAAUAUUUGACAAAAAUAUUUUGGCACUGAGAAGAUUAAUUUAUUGGCCAGAUAAGAGGGAUAUUUAUACCCAACGGAAAAUUAGCAUUAGCUGAUAGAAAUGAAGACGUACGGGCCCCAUAAAAAAAUAAAAGAGGAUAUUAUUUAUAUUUAUAUAUUUUUUAUUUUGCCACUGGCCACAUGUUUAACCAAAACUACCUAUGAUUUCUUCUGUGUAGUUUAGAUCGGUUUCUGUGAUGCUGACCAGUGAAUAAUUGGUCCGGCUACGUAAGCAUAAAUUAUAAUGUCUAAAAGGUGACAGGUGGAUGGCAAACUCAAGGUUUACUGAAAGCUCAGAUGUAGUUGUGUUCUUUUUCCUUGGUAGUGAGCAGUGAAAAUAAAGUGAGCAAACUAUUUGCAAACCUUAGCAUUCCCUGCAUAUUGUUAGUGUCUUAACUAAAAGAAAGGGGACUCCAUUGCCUGUCCUUUUGCCAUAUAGUGUUAGAUGUAAGCAGUGACAUAUUUUUGUAUAUUCUUCUCUUUGUUUAGCCUCAUUACAUGCUGUUGAUGUCAGCACAGAAUUUACUUGUUUUUGUCAUUUUUCUGCCACCAGCUAAUCAGAGAUUGCUUGAUUACUUUAAAAUUUAAAAAAACGACGACGACCACACUUUCUCCUGGCCUGAUGAUCACAUCACUUCUUUUACUUUCCGUUAAUAUUUCAAGAACUUAGAGUUCAAAAGCUGUUAUUCUGAGUAAAAUGUUAGUUAUGUGUAUUUGUCUUGUAACAAGUCAUGUCUUAAGGGGUCUUAAGUCAUGUCUUGUAACAAGUCAUUAUAUCCAGCAUUAUAAUGUCCAGUUUCAGUGGAGAGAACUUUUUCAAUUAUGUUUUCAUCAAACAAUAAGCCAGACAACAUACUUCAUGCAUUUUGUUGAAUAUCAUAGAACCGUAGCACAAUAAUGAACAAAAACACUUAACAGGAUUGUCUUUUAUGUUUGAAGACAUCUUCAUAUCUUUAUUUUUUUUCCUAUCUGUUUGCAUGCUUUAUGUUUGUAUUUGGUCUUAAGAAUUGCUUUGUAUUCCAUUUAUUUCUUUGUAUAUUGUCUUCUAUCAUUAUCUACACCUUAAACAAGACUGCCACAUUUAGUAUACAAAAAAGGGACUUAAAUUAGAAUAAAGGAUGCCACAUCAAGAGUUUACAUUAAAGAUUGAUAAUUUAAAAACGUUUUUGUGAAGAAGAAAAAAACCUAAACCAUUUUCAUGUAUUUUCUGACUGAAUAUGGCCUUGUUCUUCAUUUCAGUAUUCAUGAGCUUGUAUUUAUGUUGGCAGACUUUGAUUGGGGGAAUAGUACGUCACUUCCUGCUCUUAUUCCUUAUUUCCUGUUCUUGGGAUGUUUCUUUGCUCCUCUGUUUGCCAAGUUAGACUUUGCUGUAAUCCAAGAUGCUUUCCCUUAUAAUAUAUGAGAACAAAGAAAAUCAAAAGAAAAAAAAAAACAUUUGGCUUAUUUUUCACUGUAGUUAGUCUUUUAUACAAUAAUACUGUAAGAAUAUUUCUUGAAUUCUAAAAAUUACUCUUUCUAGAUUUUUGAAAGCAAAAGUUUUGAGUAAAAAGUUUCUUAUUUUAUUUUACUAUAUUAGAUAGUAAAAUGUAUGGUUAUUCACAAUAGCCUGUCCAUUAUUACAAGAAAUCUACAAAUGGCAUCUCAAGAACUUAGCUGAAUUGUUGCUCGUUGUCUAGUCCUUCAAAAGGCUUCGUACAAAAGUGCGACCUCCAACCUUUUUUUCUGUCUCUAGUUCUUGAUUGAUAAAAGAUUUGUUCUUGUGUCAAAUUAAAAGGUAUUGUCGAUGCACAUAAAAAAAACUGCAAAAAUCAAGAAUUUUGAUUUGAAUUUUCUGUCUUUUUCAACAGAAAAACAAUGUAAAUAACAUUUAUGUUGCAAUAAAU